GGCGGUAAUGAACCAUUAACAUUGGAUGCCAACCGCCGUUAAACCCCAUCGAAAAAGAAGAAGAUCGAGUAGAGAGUCGAAGACUGGUUGAUAGACAUCAGGACACCGUAAUGGCUUUGCGGCACGGUUUGGACUCGCAGAUAGUAAUAGUUGGCUGUGGAAUAUCUGGUAUUGGAGCAGCUUUGAAGUUAACCAAACAUGGUUACCGCAAUGUGAGGAUCCUGGAAGCGACGGGGCGGAGUGGAGGAAGGAUAAAGACAGGCAAAAUGGGUAAUAACAUCAUAGAGAUUGGUGCUAACUGGAUCCAUGGUCCAUCGGAGGCUAACCCAGUGUUCUGUCUGUCCAGACAGUACAACCUGCUGGACCCAGAGAGCCUGACUCAGGAGAACCAGGACCUGGCUAUAGGAGGUCACCCACCAUGGGUACCAAACUGGUUCUCCAGCUCCGGUCAUAAGCUGACUCCAGAGCUGAUGGGUCCUGCUCUAGAGCUGUUUGCUGAGCUGUUGGAGGAGGGAGGAGAGUUCAGCGAACAGGGAGGAGAACCGUAUAGCAGUGUUGGGGAGUUCAUAAGGACAGAGGUGCGUCAGCGUGCAGCAGAGCGGUGGCAAGGUGACAGUCUGUCCUGUCAGUCUGUCCGUCUGUCUUUGAUCAGUACUCUGCUGAAGGUGGAGUGUUGUGUGAAUGGAACACACACUCUGGACAUGCUGGGCCUGGGAGCCUUUGGACUGUACAAGACCUUGCCUGGAUUGGACUGCACCUUCCCCCGAGGUUAUGAAGGGUUAAUCAACAACUUGAUGAAAGAGCUUCCUACUGGGAUAGUCUCUUACCAUCGACCAGUCAGCUGUGUCCACUGGCAGAGGGUGGUGAGCAAAGGAGGGAGAGGGUACCCUGUAGUGGUGGAGUGUGAAGAUGGAGAGAGAAUCCCAGCGGACCAUGUCAUCCUCACUGUCCCUCUCGGUUAUCUGAAGAAGCAUCAUGGUACCCUCCUCUCCCCUCCUCUACCCCUCCACAAGCUGCACUCUGUUCAGAGGAUGGGCUUUGGAACCAACAACAAGAUCUUUGUGGAGUUUGACCAACCCUGGUGGGACGACGACUGUGAGGUCAUAUACCUGGUCUGGGAAGACGAGUCAGACUUGGUGGACCAGGUAUCAGAUGUGGAGAGACUCUGGAUCAAGAAACUGUUUGGUUUCACUGUCCUCAAACCCACUGAGAGGUAUGGCCAUGUGUUGUGUGGCUGGAUCGCUGGUCAUGAGUCUGAGUUCAUGGAGACUCUGCCAGAACAGGAUGUCACACACUCCAUAACACACCUGAUACGCAGGUUCACAGGGAACCCAACCAUCACCCCACGGCGUGUCCUGAGGUCUCAGUGGUUCCAUGACCCAUGGACCUGUGGCUCCUACACCUACACCGCUACUGGAACCUCACUGCAGGAUAUACACAACCUGGCUGAACCACUACCAGAACAAGGGGAACAGCCUCUCCAGGUGUUGUUUGCUGGAGAAGCCACCCAUCCUUCCUUCUUCUCCACUGUCCAUGGAGCGCUGCUUACUGGCUGGAGGGAAGCUGGUAGACUCAUAUCUCACUACUCCGCCCCCAGCACCUUCCAGCCAACCAGAUCAAAGCUAUAAGGACAAGAACUCACUCGUUGUAAAAGUGUUAUACUGAACAAAAAUAUAAAUGCAACAUGCAACAAGAUUUUACUGAGUUACAGUUUGUAGAAGGAAGUCAGUCAAUUGAAAUAGAUGAAUUAGGCUCUAAUCUAUUCAUUUCACAUGACUGGGCAGGGACACAGCCAUCCACUGAGGAGGCAGGCCCAGCAAAUUAGGUUCACCUGUGUGAUCAUUUUGCUGUUUAAUCAGCUUCUUUAUAAGCCACACCUGUCAGGUGGAUGGAUUAUCUUGGCAAAGGAGAAAUGCUCACUAACAGGGAUGUAAACAAAUUUGUGCACAAAAUUUGAGAGGAAAACGCUUUUUGUGUGUGGAAGAUUUCUGUGAUUUAUUUUGUAUUUUUUAUUUAGGCUCGAGAAACAUAGGACCAACACUUUGCAUGUUGUGUUUUAUAUUUUUGUUCAGUAUAACUCUGGGUAUAAGUUACCCUUAUGUUUAGUUCUAGGAUCCGCUUACCCUCCACAACUCCUAAUAUUAACCAUUAGGGGAGAAGCACAAAACAGAACUUAAAACAGUGUGUAGGGACAACUUGAUCUUACACCAAAGGGCUCCAUAUCUUUGACUGUCCAACAUGGGUUAAUGUUCCCAGAACCUAUUGCUACUGAACCAUUUGUUGAGUAUUAUGAUCUUCACCAAAGAUUUGUUUUAGAUUAUUCACAAUUUGAAAUUGUUUUGAUUAUUACUUAAAUCAAAUUAAUUUGAAGCCACUUAGUCUCAUGGUGUCUGAUUUUACUAUUAACAAUUGGUGUUUAAUUCAAAUUAUUUUAGAUUUUCACAAUGUUCACCAUUACUUUCAGUGUCUUAAAGUAUUUUUUUAUGUAAUGUUUAAUAUCACGGCUUAAAUCUGUCCUCUUAAAUAUACUUCAUAUCAAUAAAAAACUGAUGUAUUGCACAAAAACUUUCAUAGGAAAUGUUUUGUUCUCUCUGUAAUAUAUACUGCUCAAAAAAAUAAAGGGAACACUAAAAUAA
Molecule: messenger RNA, 2636 nt
Organism: Salmo salar (Atlantic salmon)
Lineage: Eukaryota; Metazoa; Chordata; Actinopteri; Salmoniformes; Salmonidae
Gene: paox
Product: polyamine oxidase
Biological process (GO): spermidine catabolic process
Molecular function (GO): polyamine oxidase activity
Source: RefSeq, a predicted model, not a curated record